GGCAGUCAUUCUUUAAAUAACAUAUUAUUUACUACUCAAUAAAAGAAGUUUUUUCUUUUAAUGUUAUUAACGUGUCUGUCUUAUAGGGUAUAUUUAGACUAUAAUCUGAUUUUCAUAAAAAUCUAUAAUUAAUUGGAUUCAUUUGAGUGACAGAGAAGUUAAAAAUUCUUCCUUAUUAUUGAUUUUCUUUCUCAGUUUAAUAUAAAUUAUGCGUGUGACAAAUUUACUUUGGUCACAGUAGAAAAAAUAUACCUAUGUUAUGAAAGGAACUUAACUGCACUUUAGCACGAGACCAAUGAAUGAAUCAAUUUAUUUAUGUCAAUAUUGGAUUACAUAUAUUUCAAUGUAAGAAAUUUAUUGGUUGUGAACUACACAAUGGGGAAGUUAAUCAAUUAACCAAUAGAAAGACCGGUUAUGAAUCGUGAAUUACAGGUGAAUUUAAAAAAAAAACAAAAAGAGAAUAUUAUUAUUUCAAAAUUCUACAACUACUUCAUUUUCCUGAAAACAGUUUGAUAUAGUAAACAGGUAGAUGGACAGUGCUGAAAGUAAACUAAUGAAGAUUAAAGUUGUAUUUCACGAUCUCGAACAAGAACGGGAACAACAUUCAGUGGAUGAUGGAGAAGAAGACGAAUACAUGGAUAACAUAGAGCCGUUACGUCAAACUACUCAAAGAAAAUCAAAUGAAUCCUUGCCAACUUUACUGCAACGAGCUCAAUCAAGUGAUUCACCAUUUGUGAUUGGGAAUAGAGAGAAAACCAGCUUGAAUAAAUUAACAUCAUCUCGUUCAUUGGGUCGUGGAAAUGUUAGGAGACCUAGUGAAAUUUCAAUCAAUGACUUUCUGUCUAUGCCUCCAGUGCUUGAAAGUAUAGAUGCUCAGCGUAGAUCGACAUUGCAUUCAGACGAAAAACACAAUCCUUUAGGCAGACGUGGAAGCACGCCAUCUGAAGAAAAUAUAGAGAAAAGUAAACCACAAGAAUCAAAUGAUGAUGAGUGUGGUGCUGUCAACAAUGAAUAUAAACAUGGAUCACACUAAAACUGAAGGGAAGGAGAAAAAGAAACACUAGGAAUUGGAGUAUACAAUAUCUGUGAAAGUAACUUUAUACAAAUGGAGCAUUUUUAUUACAUAUGCUAACGAUUUUUUCUGUUGGUCAAACUAACUUUCAUGUUUUUGAUUGAUUUCUGUUAUUAUAAUCUGUAAUUUUUUA
Molecule: messenger RNA, 1205 nt
Organism: Schistosoma spindalis
Lineage: Eukaryota; Metazoa; Platyhelminthes; Trematoda; Strigeidida; Schistosomatidae
Source: the annotation of a GenBank genome assembly